Messenger RNA from Gadus chalcogrammus (walleye pollock), 5877 nucleotides. RefSeq names its product StAR-related lipid transfer (START) domain containing 7 (gene stard7). Gene Ontology annotation, molecular function: lipid binding. NCBI's taxonomy places the organism in Eukaryota, Metazoa, Chordata, Actinopteri, Gadiformes, Gadidae. The record is from RefSeq and is a predicted model, not a curated record. The transcript has 8 exons. The coding region runs from base 431 to 1645 and encodes 404 amino acids.
UCUAAGGGGUGGGCGUGUAUGAGACUAGAAGGAGGAGGUCAAAUGUGUUGCUAGGUUUUGGAAGCGUGAGGUUAGCUGUUAGACAGGUGAGAUAUUGGACUUGGUACGUUGGACUAACUCGAUAUUAUAAAGACUGCAUUAGAUUCAUAUCCGGUGUGAAUACCUACGAAUUGUUAUUGUUUCUAUUCCAUUGUGCCUCGUAUUGAUCCCGGCUCACUCGAUCACAGCUAGCCGUAGUGCUGUAAGUUAGCACUCUGCUCACACAUUAGCAAAAGCGACAGAGUUAGUUAGAUGGGACAUAACUAAACCUUUAAUGGUUUAGUAUGAUGCCUCUCAGUGGUCCGUCUCAGUGGAUCGUUGGGUACUUCGUGUUUCGACGUUUUUCUAGCAGCGCUGUUAUCUAAACCCUGCUCUUUGAACCCCGGUCAUCAUGUUUCACACCAUGCCCAGGCGGCCCAUGUGUGAAAUGGGAAUAAAAGCAGUGAGGCUUCAACGUACUUGUGCACUUAGAACGAAUGCGAGCCAGGAGCAUGCGAGUCCCGCCGGUACCGUGUGGCUGGGCCGAGGCCUGGGUCUGCUGCUGACAUGUCUGCAGAGAGCUGGGCUCUGUGUGCGGGAGGUCUCCCGUCCGGGCAGGAAGAAGCAAGGCCUGCUGUCCCUAUUUGCCAAUCACUGUAGCUUUGUAACGGGUCAGAGGCUCAGACGGGCUCAUCAGAUCGGCGAGCUUUACUCGAACCUGUACUCCGAGCGGACCAGGUGGACCCUUGUAGGCAACAUAUGGCGGCGGUUUCAGAACAAGCAGGCCCCAGUGGGGAGGCUCGUAGCCGCCCUGGCCGGGGUCUUCAUGUGGGAGAACGAAAAGAUCGAGGAUGAGGAAAUCACCAGGUGUGGGCUCGAGCUGCGAUCCCUCGACUCCAUGAAGAGAAGGAACUCCUUGCCGGUGGAGGAGGCUGAGGAGGUAGAGGCUGGCUGGGAGUCCGUGGUGGAGAAGAAGGAAUUCAAAGUGUGGAAAAGACCUAUUCCUGACAGUCAUCUCUAUGAAUACAGAGUGUUGGCCUCAUACAAUGACGUCACGCCAAGACAGUUCUUCAAUGUUCAGUUGGACACGGAGUACCGGAAGACCUGGGACGCGCUGGUGAUCAAGCUGGAGGUGGUGGACCGCGAUGCCAACACGGGCUCCGAGGUGGUGCACUGGGCCACGCACUUCCCUUACCCCAUGUACUCCAGAGACUACGUGUACGUGCGCCGCUAUGAUGUCGACUGGGAGAACAACUUGAUGAUCCUCGUUUCCAGGGCCGUAGCCCACCCGCGGGCCCCCGAGACCCAGCAGUUUGUGAGGGUCCAUUCCUACCAGUCCAAGAUGGUCAUCCGUCCUCACAAGUCUUUUGACGAGAAUGGGUUUGAUUAUCUGCUGACCUACAGCGACGACCCCCAGACCGUGUUCCCCCGCUACUGUGUGAGCUGGAUGGUGUCCAGUGGCAUGCCUGACUUCCUUGACAAGCUGCACACGGCGGCGCUGAAGGCCAAGAACCUGGAGGUGGGGAUCCACGACUACACCAGCAGGCUGAAGCCUAAGGACGCCGGCCGGCAGCCCAGCCCGGAGCGCCUCGCCGGGGAGAACGCCCCGGGCCCCAUCUACGCUUGAUGUGGAGGUCACUGCAUUGGGGGGAGGGGGCAAGAGGAGAGGGGGGACACGCACUAGGAACACAAACAUAAACCUAGUUACAACAGGUUCAUCCAUUCAGUCUGUUGAACGGUGGAGGGGGGGGGGGAGAGAAAGAUGGAAAUAGGAUGCGUACGUAGAAGACACAUCUGUCCUUCCACUGAACUCCCCCCCCCCCCCCCCCCCCCCCUCCUACAUUGGAUAAAUCCAGUCGUCAUGGAAACAAGUGGUCAGCAAAAAAAAUCAUCUAUUUAUUUUUUCUUCCCUCUUGGGCAUCACAAACCGGUUGUUUCGUAAAGUUUUUUUUGCAGAACGUCCGCCUGGAAACUGCCGUUGCUUAGUCUGGCGACGAAGGCCAGGGGACUAUGCAGGUUGACUGGUGCUAAAGCGAUGCGUUGCUGCAGCGGCUGAGUGAGGCUGAGCCAAAACAUGCUCCACGCAGAGACACUGUUGCCAAAGCGCUGCUUUUUUUUAACGCGGUCCCCCUCAAGUCUCAUGUCUCAUUAGCCACACCCAUUGACAUUCACGCCAGACAUCGUUUUCACCGUUCACAUGCCGCUACUUGCGCUCAUGUCGGCUUAGCUGUUGCUCACCAUGGAUCAUUUGUUGUUGUUAUUGCAAAAUGAGUCUUCAAUGGCUGCUUGUAGAAAGUUGUUGCCUAAAUCGUUUGCCAGCCCAACAGAUAUAUGAUAUUGAUAUAUGUAAAGCAAAUGGAUGGAUCCAAAUGAUGUCGGUGAAACGGGAAUUCUGCAUGCGUCGACCGCUACAAUGGAUUUAGCUUUUACUGGAUCGGACGCUGAAUCUAUUGGUCGGGGGGACAACAUGCCCACAGUUUGUCUUCCAUGGAAUGAACCAUGUGAAGCUUCGACCCACCGCCGACCCCCUCUGUGAGCACGGAGUACUGAUCUCAUCCGUCCCACAUUAUCUGUUUGUGUUUUUUAUUGUUAUGUUUUUUGUUUUUUUUAAAGACAGGUUUGUAAAUCUGGCCAGUCCUCAAGCAGACGCACUCCUCAGAUAUCUUGGUACGCCCCAUCGACUAAAUGCUCUUGAACAGCACACAUCCCAUCUCCCCCUGUCCUAUGAGUCCAUAUAUUACUGUUUGUGGUCCAUCUGCAGAGACAUGCAACGGCUUUUAUGUGUCGUCAAUUCAACCAAGCAGUUGGUGGAACAGAUAUUGUUUUUAUUCCUCGUUGAAGACCAUAUACAUCCACAACUGGUGGCCUGACUUGAGUUAGCCGAUGUGAUUAAGAAUUCCUUUUCCUAGGUUGUCAUUUAUUUUUUGUAUUUCAUGUAAUACUGGACUCGACCAUCAAGGCUCUGGUUGUACCCAGGUGUGUGACUGUGUGUGUGUGUGUGUGCGUGGGGUUGAUUUUUAAAUGUUCAUAACACGCAUGCUGUAGGAAGUCAAGUGCUCAAUUGGACUAUUAAUUACUCAAUACUGCCUGACAAACGUCAAAUGUCACCAAGAACAUUUAAAAUUUGAUGCAGAGUGGGUUGUUUGUGUACGGGAUCAUAAUGGACGAGUUAAGGCUUUGGAUAACUACUGGGUUAGGUACUAACUUAGUUACUACUACUAACCCCACGAUGUCACAGCCAUAUUGACCUGUUUUCAGCAAAUUGCGAGUCUAGUGUUUUAACAAUACGUUUGCCAAUGUCAAUUUAUUAAGACAUGCCCAAUACGUUUUGAAGUAUGGGGAAUGUAUGUAGUGCGGGAAAAGGAAGUGACUAUCUAUUAUCAUUAGGCUAUAGGCCUUUAUCGCAGAGGUGUAUAGGAUUUGUGAACACAGGUGUAUCCCAUAAUUAUUAUCUCAUUAAGUUGAUGAGCUACACCUGGGUUCACCCUACUAUGACACUGGGACUCUUGGCUUGAGGGGUUCAAUGGUGGAGCUACGAGAUGGAUGUACUAACAUAGAAAUUAAAAGGUAUUCAUUGAUAAGGAAUAUUCAACUUGAACAUUAACAUCUUCCAGGUCAUUUCUAGACGUGUGUGUGCCACAGAUUCUCAAAGGGUUUUGUUUGUGAAGAGAUUCAACCUUGUGUUGUGAUUAAUUAUUGUUAAAGCUUCUAAUGAUUGUAUAAUGCAUUCUAUAUACAUACAAAAGAAAUGGGCAGUUCAGUGGCAUGGUUCCCUUGUAAUCCUGUGAUUUGGAGAAAUAUUGAAAUUGAACAUCUUAUCGUUUCAAAUAAACAGACCUUCAAGUGUAUCCAGUGUUGUGGUUUACAUUGGACUUUGGCAUCUGGCCGUCGUAAUCAUGUUCAAACACAACUCAAGUUAGUAUUGCUUGCGCGAGUGUCCAAAACAGACUUAAUCUUUCUCCUCAUGUCCUUGAGGCAGCCAUGUUCUCCUGGUCUGCCUCAAGGACACCUGAAAAAAAGCUUUUUGCCACUUUUCACUUAAAUCAUCAUGGCUACUCAGUCCUUACUCAGUAAAUCGUGACUUUAAAUACACAUCUCAUCUCAAGGGGGAGUAUAGAUUAGUGCUCAGCAAUAAUUCAAUCUAUUUUAUCAUCUGAGUGGUAUUGUAAAGUCAUUGAAUACAAAUAUUGGCUCAAACAAAUCAGUUGUAAAAGGCUUUCUGUUGAGAUGAGAUAUUGUAUGGAAUAUCUUGUAUAAGAUGUAUUAUACAAUUGUUACAAAAUAAUAUAAAUAUUACCUUGAUUCAAACCCAAAUUACUAAAUAUUUAAAUACAGUGACAUCACUAGAGUGAAGAUGAAUUGUUUGAAUUCAUGCAUCAUAAAUUCAUACUCAUAUUGUGACGUUGAAGUCCUUACCGUUACCGUGAUCAUACAUGUUGCCGUCAGCUAAAUAUCAAGCGGCUUUGUUCGGCCUCUUCUUUCAGAGCACGCAAAUUCCCUUGAUUCGCGUUCACCUUUCAGUGCAUUUGCGCAUUGGUGCAGCAAGUUCAGCUGUGGCCAACGAAUGCAACAGGUGUUGACCGCAUGGCGGCACGUAGACUGCAGUCACUACUCGGUGCCAUGGCGGUCCAUGAUGCAAGAGCGAAGUCACAGUUCUUUAAGUUAAGUCAGCUGGUGAAACAUGGCAUCUAGGCUGCACCGCGGCAUCCGAAAGGGGAUGUUGAUUAAUGAUGUCCCAAAGUCUUCAGAAAGUGAAUAUACUACAGUGCAUAAGUGGUAUAAAUUAUGAUAUCUCUCCCCCAGCUAUGUUUAAUUUGCCAUGACGUCACCGAGGUGAGGUCAGAUCUCUGUUCCGUCUAUAAAUACUCGGUUUGAUUAAGAUUAGGCCCAAAUGGCCUGUUGGGUGAAUAUCAAUCUUAUCAUCUUAAGAUGCUUUAGUGUUCAGGUUUGUGGUCAUUGCCGAGUCGUCCAUCAGGGCCUUUAUGGCGGGCUUCUAUGGCGCGUCAUGCUCCAGACAGUGUCAGGGCGUGGCUCAUGACUUAUGGCUAAUGCGUUUGGUCUCGUAUGGCACGAUUUGAAACCUAAACAUCUCUGUGCUUUACGUAAUUUAUUUUUAACUGAAUUACCAGUUACCAGUCACCAAUUUCUUCCAACUCUGCUCUUUAGUUCACCUUCAUAUUGUCUGAUUGCUAGCGCUUAUCACUUUUGCGUCUAAGUGUCUUAGAGAAGGACCAUGACGUCUUGUCGGCAGAGAAUCGCCGCUCAUUGAUUUCUAUGUAGUUUUUCAUUUGUGGGGAAAAUGAAUACAAAUAAGAGAAUCUGGGUGCUUAAAUCAAUCUGUUUAUUACACAUUCAUUGACAAAUACAUUGAUAUGAAAUGGGGUGCUCGCUUCAAGCAUACAUGGGGAAAAAAUAAAUCUUUGAAACCAAUAUAAUACAGAUGAACUCAACAAUGAACACAAUGUUGGUACAUUAUAAGCAGAGAGGAAAAUCAAAGAAAAAAACAUAUCUAAAAGUGCUGUUCUCAUUCAGCAUGGAAAACCAAUUUCCUUUAGCGAGUUGCAGAAAAUAUGUACCCGCUUUGGUCGGGUCAUUUUGACCCUUAACUCUUGAAAAUACAGAUAAGUUAGUGUGCUUAAACGUUAAUAAUUAAAGCAGACAUUCAAGGCUAUUUACCUUUUUUUUUGUAUAUAUGGAUGGAUGUUGAAUAAUAAUCAAUGAUCAAAGUGUAUAAAUGUUCUGUAUCUGGACCAGAUGCUCAUUCAUUUCAGUUUUGUCCAGAUUGAUGCUAUUGUGCUCCUCAUACAUCGUCGAGUGCAGCAUGUUUUAACAUAUGACCUCUACCGCUUACGUGUAUUA